This is a messenger RNA of Papaver somniferum (opium poppy), 782 nucleotides long. Its product is annotated as RING-H2 finger protein ATL7-like. The transcript is spliced from 6 exons. NCBI's taxonomy places the organism in Eukaryota, Viridiplantae, Streptophyta, Magnoliopsida, Ranunculales, Papaveraceae. Bases 27 to 569 code for a protein of 180 amino acids. The record is from RefSeq and is a predicted model, not a curated record. Gene Ontology annotation, molecular function: zinc ion binding.
CAAAACCAAGUGAUUGAAGGAGGAAGAUGGCGGUGAAUGAAUCUAGUAAUACAAUUUGUACAAUAUGCUAUGGACAUCUCCAACCUCCCGAUGAAGCUAUUCAAGCGAUCUCCAUAUGUGGUCAUGUCUUUCAUGAUCUCUGUCUAAAACAAUGGUUAGACUAUUGUAUCAAAAAGACAAGAAUAGCAACAUGUCCAGUAUGUAAUCAAAAGUUUAAUCGAGAAAAUAUAACUCGUCUUUAUUUCCAAACAACUGGUAUGACUGGAAUAAACGAAGAAGAAUGGAGGAGGUUGUGCAACAAAGUGAAUAAGUCACCACAAGAGUCCGAAGAUACUGAACAGCUUCGGAAAUGGAAGGAGGAAGCGAGGAAAGAAAUGUGUUUGAAGAACAAAGCUUUACAGGAAAAAGAGUUGAAUCAAACUCUACUAGAAAUAAGAUCGCAGCAAGGAUCUUGUUCAAGCCGAAUCGGACUGUGUCAUGCUUCGACAGAGCCGGGCGAGCUCUUCACAACCCCAAGCCCUUGGGAUAACAGGAGGUGCGUCACAAAAUAUAACAGCCAGAAAUUGUGAUGACAUUGCCUACUUGAUGGCUGUGAUGAACAAAUUUCAAGACAAUAGAGAGAAAUACGAUGAAUUCAUUCAAGUCUUGAAAGAUUAUAAGGCCAAGAAAAUGGAAAUCCGAGAUGUUAAAUCAAGGGUUAUAGACCUACUGAAAGGUCAUGCGGAUGAUCUAAUUUUAGGCUUUAAUACCUUCUUGCCUACAGGAGAUGGGAUUACCCUUGA